Messenger RNA from Camarhynchus parvulus, 1350 nucleotides. It is a transcript of the gene MATK, whose product is annotated as megakaryocyte-associated tyrosine kinase. Gene Ontology annotation, biological process: protein phosphorylation. NCBI's taxonomy places the organism in Eukaryota, Metazoa, Chordata, Aves, Passeriformes, Thraupidae. The coding region runs from base 1 to 1350 and encodes 449 amino acids. The transcript has 12 exons. The record is from RefSeq and is a predicted model, not a curated record. Gene Ontology annotation, molecular function: protein binding; ATP binding; protein tyrosine kinase activity.
AUGGGCACCGCUGAGAAGCACUGGCCCCCCGGGACGCAGUGUGUCACCAAGCAUGACCACAGCAAGCCCAAGCCCCGGGAGCUGGCCUUCCGCAAGGGGGACAUGGUCACCAUCAUCGAGGCCGUGGAGGGCAAAGGCUGGUACCGCGCCAGGCACAACGAGACGGGGCAGGAGGGGCUGCUGGCCGCCAGCGCCCUGCGGGAGCGCGGGGCCAUCCGCGCCGACCCCAAACUCAGCCUGAUGCCCUGGUUCCACGGGAAGAUCUCAGGGCUGGAGGCGGUGCAGGAGCUGCAGCCCCCCGAGGACGGGCUGUUCCUGGUGCGUGAGUCUGUGCGGCACCCCGGGGACUACGUGCUGUGCGUGAGCUUUGGCAAGGAGGUGAUCCACUACCGCGUGGUGCACGAGGAGAACACGCUCAGCAUCGACAGCCAGCAGUACUUCUCCAACCUCAUUGACAUGAUUGAGCAUUACAUGAAGGAGCAGGGAGCCAUCUGCACCAAGCUGGUGAAGCCCAAAACAAAAUCUGGGAUGAAGUCAGCUGAGGAGGAGUUGGCCAAAGCUGGCUGGUUGCUGAACCUGAAGCACCUCACACUGGGAGAGCGCAUUGGGCAAGGCGAGUUUGGAGAUGUCCUGCAGGGCGAGUACUUGGGGCAGAGGGUGGCUGUGAAGAACAUCAAGUGUGAUGUGACUGCCCAGGCCUUCCUCGCUGAAACAGCUGCCAUGACGAAGGUGCGGCACAAAAACUUGGUGUGUUUGCUGGGAGUGAUCCUGCACAAUGGCCUCUACAUUGUCAUGGAGUUCAUGAGCAAGGGCAACCUGGUGAACUUCCUGCGCACGCGGGGCCGGGCGCUCGUCUCAACCCAGCAGCUCCUCCUGUUUGCUCUGGAUGUGGCUCAAGGCAUGGACUACCUUGAGUCCAAGAAGUUGGUGCACCGGGACCUGGCUGCCCGCAACAUCCUCAUCUCUGAGGAGAACGUGGCCAAAGUGAGCGACUUCGGCUUGGCCCGGGUCAACCCCAAGGGUGCAGAUGCCACAUUGCUCCCUGUGAAGUGGACGGCACCAGAGGCCCUGAAACACAAUAAAUUCUCCUCCAAGUCGGACGUGUGGAGCUACGGGAUCCUCCUGUGGGAAACCUUUUCCUUUGGACGAGCACCCUACCCCAAGCUGGCCCUGAAGGAGGUGACGGAGCUGCUGGAGCAGGGCUACCGCAUGGACCCCCCCGAGGGCUGCCCGCCCACCAUCUAUGCCCUGAUGAAGAGCUGCUGGGAGCUGGAGCCAGGCAAGCGCCCGUCCUUCAAGAAACUCACAGAGAAGCUGCAGAAGGAGCUGAAGCACCUGAGGGACAUUUAA